Pungitius pungitius (ninespine stickleback) is the source of this 2256-nucleotide messenger RNA. RefSeq names its product solute carrier family 25 member 21 (gene slc25a21). Bases 176 to 1075 code for a protein of 299 amino acids. The transcript is spliced from 11 exons. The record is from RefSeq and is a predicted model, not a curated record. Lineage: Eukaryota; Metazoa; Chordata; Actinopteri; Perciformes; Gasterosteidae.
CAUGUUAGCCUAGCGCGAGAGCACUCACGGCUCUACUUGUUCUCCUGCGUGGGCUGCGGCCACAGCACAGAAACCCCACCGAACGGCUGCGGGACGCGAUAACAGCGCCGCCCUCCACCGCGCGGGACAACCACUGCAGAACCAGCCUUUCGACGGAAGAGUUGUUCGAGGAAACAUGACAACCAAAGAGCCGCGCAGCAUGCUGCGGGAAGCGUCUCAUCAGAUUAUCGCCGGUGGAUCAGCUGGUCUGGUAGAGAUCUGCUUGAUGCAUCCCCUCGACGUAGUGAAGACGAGGUUCCAGAUCCAAAGGGGAACCAGUGACCCCAACAGCUACAAGAGCCUCGGGGAUUGCUUCCGGACCGUCAUCCGCAACGAGGGAAUCUCUGGCUUCUACAAAGGGAUCCUUCCUCCGAUUGUGGCGGAGACGCCGAAGAGAGCCGUCAAGUUUUUCACCUUUGAGCAAUACAAGAAGGUGCUGAAUCUGACCCCUUUGUCUCCUGGUUUGGCGCUGUCUGUGGCGGGGCUUGGCGCAGGCUUGACCGAGGCUGUUGUCGUCAAUCCGUUCGAAGUUGUGAAAGUCAGUCUCCAGGCCAACAGAGACUCCUUGGCCGAGCAACCCUCUUCAUUCGCUCAAGCAAGGCGCAUCAUUAAUUCGGAAGGAUUCGGACUGAGAGGCCUGAAUAAAGGACUGACAUCGACCCUGGGACGCCAUGGGGUUUUCAACAUGAUCUACUUCGGCUUCUACUUCAAUGUCAAGGAUGCGAUUCCUAGCAGCCCGGACCCCACCCUGGAGUUCAUGAGGAAGUUUGCUAUUGGCCUUGUGUCAGGCACCAUUUCCUCCUGCGUGAACAUCCCCUUCGACGUGGCCAAGAGCCGCAUCCAGGGUCCCCAGCCUGUGCCCGGAGAGAUCAAGUACCGCACCUGCUUCCAGUCCAUGGCACUAGUGUACCGGGAGGAAGGGUACUUGGCACUAUACAAGGGGUUGGUGCCCAAGAUAAUGAGGCUUGGACCAGGUGGAGCUGUGAUGCUGCUGGUCUAUGAAUAUGUGUCCGGAUGGCUACAGAGGAACUGGUAGCCCAAAAAACUAAAAGAAAUCACAGCAUAAAAAAACCAAGAAAGUGCCUUAUGGCUUGAGCCUCAUUUCCAAUAUCGUUGACUGAUUUCAAGUGACCUCAGACCAAAUACGUCCUUUAUUUUUACCUUGAAUUUACCACACUGCUCUGCAAAGAAACACAUCAGCCUUACUUAAUAACUGUCAUGUUCUACUCUAAAAGUCAUUUUUUAAGGAAUUAAAAACAGCCGUAAUAUAUGAAAAUUGACCAGUACUUUUUUACAAUAUAAAACUUUUUUUUAACACGGUGCUACUUCUUUUCAGAAUUGUCUUCCAAAUUGAGAACAUUUUGGGAUAUUUCAGUGAGAGAUUUAUGCAUUUUGUGCUGCUCUCACUGAUUAGAGGGGGACCUAAAGAGCUCUUUAAUCAAAUGAUAUCUUUGAAUUAAACUUUUAAAGGAUAAUAACUAAGAAUGCUUUUAUGAAGUCGCUUCUUGUGUCAUAAAUACUUAAUUUCAUCAUGUUAAAUAUUUUAAGUUUCCAAUGGUCAUAAUGUAAAGUUUCAAAGAAUGGAUUAAAGCCAUGAUUACAAAAUACCAAAACAGUGUCACAGUGAAGGUAUAAAGGUAUGCAUCUUCUACACAUAAUGAUUGUGUAGAUGCAUCGUGGGGUAUAUGAAGAUACUAACACAAAGUUAAGAUGAGUCUCACUUUGAGCUCUUCUGGAUUUGGUGGAUCAUUCAUAUCUAUGAAACAUAACUUGAAUCUUAAUCAUAUUAAGAUAUAUUACUUUUACUAUUAUGUAACAGGAAUACAAACUGCAUUUAAAGUUACAGCAGAACACGGCCUAUAGACUCUCAGGCAUGUGUGGAUGUACACAUCAUCGUAUACAUCUUAAAUAAAGGGUGAUCACACCAAUAAGACUUACUUUCUAUCUUCAACGAACCAAAUACCUGCAAUAGUGCCUGACAUUUCUUGAUAAGAAUUACUAUAAGAAUUUUUAUAAACUGAUAUUGUUAUGGCCUAUUAGACAUUUUUUUAUUAAGAUCUUUUUGCAUGAGGGAUUUUUUUAUGGACCUCCUUUGAAUUGGAAUAUGAAACCUUUUAGUGGUAAGAAAAUUGUUAAUUGGACUUUUAUCUCAAUGUAGCUUCUGUGAAACGUUACUUGUAUGUAUCAGUAACAAAUAAAAGAAGAAGCAUUCAAAAC